UCUAAUUUGGUGCAGUAAAAGUCAAUAAAUCCGGUCACUGAAAAGUUGACCAAGAAUUUUCUGGAAUUUGAAAAAUACCAAAUAUACAUUACUGACUAAUUAGAGAAAGGAAAAAAAAUUGUUUUUAAAUAGACCCUCUCCAUCAACACGGCGUCGUCUUUUGCACCUCCGCACUCUCACUGCAACCCGAAUCCCCACUCAUCGGCAGCUCCAAUUGCACCGCCACAAUUGUUCGCUCCACCUCCGAUUAACACAUCACAUUAUCGGAGAUCGAAUUGGAAUUUCUGAUUUAUAAUUUGAUUUUUUUUGGAAGAUGAAAUUUUUUGGAUUGCUCGACCUUUUAUUGUUCGGUUGCUUCAUUCUAUUGAUACAUGGCAUCACUGAAUCGGCGGCUUCUUCUCCCCUCAAAGACCCACUCCUCGGAGUUUCUCCUGAAGAUGAGAAUUAUUUCAAGGGAUUUUCUACAUCGAGCAUGAUCAAGUGUAAAGAUGGAUCAAAGAAAUUCAACAAGUCCCAGCUAAACGACGAUUUCUGUGACUGCAGUGAUGGCUCUGAUGAGCCCGGAACAUCAGCUUGUCCGAACGGGAAAUUCUACUGCAAGAAUGCUGGACACUCUCCACUUAUCUUGUAUUCUUCUAGGGUCAAUGAUGGGAUCUGCGAUUGCUGUGAUGGGAGUGAUGAGUAUGAUGGUAAAACUAAGUGCCUGAAUACGUGCUGGGAGGCUGGAAAAACAGCAAGAGACAAAUUGAAGAAAAAAAUUGCCACAUAUGUGGAAGGUGUCACUUUACGCAGGCAGGAAAUCGAGAAAGCAAAAUUGGCCAUAGCCAAGGAGGAAGGAGAGUUGUCGAAGCUAAAGGAUGAGGAGAAAAUCCUCAAGCCAUUGGUUGAAAAGCUCAAGGAGCGCAAGGAACAGAUAGAGAAGGUUGAGGAAGAAGAAAGGUUGCGGAUAGAAAAAGAAGAGAACAAAAAAAAGGAAGCUGAAGAAGCUGAAAAGAAGGAAACCAAAGCUGAAGAUAUUGAACAUGCGCAUGAUGAUAUCCAAGAUAAUAUUGGGACAGUAGAUCAACCUCCACAGAAUUAUGAGGAAGAAUAUCGCAAAGCUGUCAACGAUCAUUCCAUUAAGGAUAGACUUCCAAAUACUGAAGCAGAAGGUUCUAUUGAAGGCUCUCUCCAGGCCGAUGAACAACUAGAGGAAGGAUCCACUUUUAGUGACAGUACUGGUCUUCAUACUGAAAAUCAGGAUGAAAAUAUAGGUGAAGAUACCGAGUCGUUAUCAAGGGAAGAGUUAGGUCGCCGCAUCGCAUCACGGUGGACAGGUGAAAAGACCGAUCAACACGAGGAGGUUGAUGCUUCUUCUCCAGACAAGGAUCAUCAAAAUACCGACGAGCUGUCAAAUGAGACCAAUUAUGAUGAAGAAGACAAUGCCUAUACAUCAGAGGAAGAUGAACAUAAGUUUGACGACGAUGAUGAUGAUGACAGCAAAGACCAGGUCGAUGAUUUUGGAACUGAUGACCAUUACAAUCCAACUCCGUCGCAAAAACUCGACUCUGAUGAUGAAUCAGACUUUUCUGAUAUAAGUGGCACAAGUGGCUCGUCUUGGCUGGAGAAGAUACAGAAGACGGUGAAGACCAUGCUUGACGCUGUCAAAUUAUUCCAGACGCCUGUUAAUAUAUCUGACGCUGCACAUGUCCGCAAAGAGUAUGAUGAAUCCAGUGCUAAGUUAUCCAAAAUACAGUCGAGGAUAUCUAGUCUGACGAAGAAACUAAAUCAAGAUCUUGGUCCCGAAAAGGAAUUCUAUUCAUUUUAUGGUCAAUGUUUCGAGACCAAACAGAAUAAAUAUGUUUACAAAGUCUGCCCUUUCAAGCAAGCUACACAAGUGGAGGGUUACAGUACAACUCGUUUAGGGAGCUGGGAGAAAUUUGAGGACUCUUACAGAGUAAUGCAGUUUUUAAAUGGUGAUAAGUGUUGGAACGGCCCAGAUAGAAGCAUGAAGGUCAAAUUAAGGUGCGGCUUGAAAAACGAACUUACGGAUGUUGACGAACCAAGCCGUUGCGAGUACAUGGCUUUGUUGGCUACCCCUGCACUGUGUGUUGACAGUAGACUUAAGGAGCUGCAAGACAAGUUGGACUCGUUGAACAAGCAACUACCGCAGUUACACGACGAGCUAUGAGCACACUUUUUUUGAUAGGUUAACUGAGAGCGCAUGCUUUCUACUAAGGUUAUAUUUUUCUCCCUGUCUGAACUGUCUUCUUUAUCUCGGCGAACUUGCCGAUUCUUUGAGUUGCUUCAGCUUAGUUAUCCAAGAAAUUGUACACACUAAAUUAUGGACUUCUUUUUUUUUUUUUUUAGAAUUAGAACCCUACUGCUUUGUGAGUUAGCUUCUUCUCUCUCUUUCUCUCACACAAUAAAUUGAAUUUCUAAACUU
Molecule: messenger RNA, 2425 nt
Organism: Erythranthe guttata (spotted monkey flower)
Lineage: Eukaryota; Viridiplantae; Streptophyta; Magnoliopsida; Lamiales; Phrymaceae
Gene: PSL4
Product: calmodulin-binding protein
Biological process (GO): N-glycan processing
Cellular component (GO): glucosidase II complex
Source: RefSeq, a predicted model, not a curated record